CACCCAUCCAGGACUGUCUGGGCAUCACCACUACCUUCACCAUCCGCAAAUAAAUGUCUGCUCACCAACUCUUCGAGCAUUCCCGAACACGGGAGAAGGCUCGCAGCGUGUCACCUUGGAACUAUAAAGCGAGAGACUGGGUCCUUGGAGUAAUGUCCUCUGUCUUCUUCAGAGCACACACAACCGCAUAAACAACCUUUUUAUGCAAUCCUACCAAUCAUCUCUUCCACGAAGACUUCCCCGCAGCCUGAAGCGCUUUUCGAUCUUCAAGCCAGCCCAGAACCACACAAUGGCUUUCUUCCCGCGCCACUGCUACAACCGCGAGGCUUCCUUCACGCCUCUCUUCCGCCUCCUCGAUGAGUUUGACAGCUACUCUCGUGGGAGCACACAGACUCGGCGGUCUACUGUUCCUUCUUGGCAGCCCAAGUUUGACGUCCGCGAGACUGGUGAGCACUACGAGCUCCACGGCGAGCUCCCCGGCGUCGACAAGGAGAACGUCCAGAUCGACUUCACCGAGCCGCAGACUUUAGUCGUCCGCGGCCGGACUGAGCGGUCUUACGCCACUGGCGCCGCGCCAUCCGAUGAGCUCGAGGAUGCGCCUACCCCUGAUUCAACAACCGAGAGCGGCGAGGUGCCCCAUGGCUCGCCUCAUCAGGCGACGGUCGAGGAUGAGGGCGACUCUGCAUACGAGGUCGUCGAAAAGGCUCAGCAGCAGCAGACAACUAAGAAGCCUCAAGAGGUCGCCAAGAAGCCUGCAGACACGGCCAAGUACUGGCUCUCGGAACGCAGCAUCGGCGAGUUCUCCCGCACCUUUAGCUUCCCGAGCCGCAUCGACCAGGACGCCGUCACCGCCAGCUUCAAGGACGGCAUUCUGAGCGUCACGGUUCCCAAGGCGAAGCCUCACGAGUCGCGCCGCAUCGCCAUCAUCUAGUUAGACGACAGGCGCCAAACACCCACCACUUUCCAGAAAACCUCGUCGAUGAGUUUCUGGUGUAUUUCACGACAGCAUGCAUGGGACGGUGUUGGGGGACAUUUCCUGGUUGCAUUUAAUACUUUAGUUUGGAACGUCGGCUACAAUAGCGGUUCACCGACGCUCAUUCGGUUGCAUGUAGAUCUCUCGGUCACCACAUGAUGAUAAAUAAGAAUUCAAAAUUCGAAC
Messenger RNA from Purpureocillium takamizusanense, 1159 nucleotides. RefSeq lists its product as uncharacterized. Gene Ontology annotation, biological process: protein complex oligomerization; response to heat; protein folding. The coding region runs from base 203 to 931 and encodes 242 amino acids. Lineage: Eukaryota; Fungi; Ascomycota; Sordariomycetes; Hypocreales; Ophiocordycipitaceae. The transcript is spliced from 2 exons. The record is from RefSeq and is a predicted model, not a curated record.